Messenger RNA from Cebus imitator (Panamanian white-faced capuchin), 3105 nucleotides. It is a transcript of the gene ATP6V0A4, whose product is annotated as ATPase H+ transporting V0 subunit a4. Gene Ontology annotation, cellular component: vacuolar proton-transporting V-type ATPase, V0 domain; plasma membrane; vacuolar proton-transporting V-type ATPase complex. Bases 249 to 2774 code for a protein of 841 amino acids. The record is from RefSeq and is a predicted model, not a curated record. The transcript has 21 exons. Gene Ontology annotation, biological process: proton transmembrane transport; vacuolar acidification. Gene Ontology annotation, molecular function: ATPase binding; proton-transporting ATPase activity, rotational mechanism. NCBI's taxonomy places the organism in Eukaryota, Metazoa, Chordata, Mammalia, Primates, Cebidae.
GUGUUGAUACAACAGAGCCGCCUCCUGGCUCUUUGGGAGCCUGGGAGGAGAAGGAGCCGGGAGGGGCGCUGCGGGGAGGCCACCUGUGGAUUCACCGGCUGCAGCCCCGCCCAGGACUGCUGGCAAGCCCGUAGGGCCGCCAGACUUGUGGCUCCCUGUUCCGUGCAUCAGGUCGGGGAAACUACUGUCUACCCCAGACCCCCACCCAGGACCGGCCUGGAGGAAGCUGGGACCGAGGCUGGGUCAAGAUGUCGUCUGUGUUUCGAAGCGAGGAGAUGUGUUUGUCGCAACUGUUUCUCCAGGUGGAAGCUGCAUAUUGCUGUGUGGCUGAGCUCGGAGAGCUGGGAUUGGUUCAGUUCAAAGAUUUAAAUAUGAAUGUGAACAGCUUUCAAAGGAAAUUUGUGAAUGAAGUCAGAAGGUGUGAAUCACUGGAGAGAAUCCUCCGUUUUCUGGAAGAUGAGAUGCAAAAUGAGAUUGCAGUUCAGUUGCCUGAGAAAUGCACACUGACCCCGCUCCCACGGGAAAUGAUUACCCUGGAGACUGUUCUAGAAAAACUGGAAGGAGAGUUACAGGAAGCCAACCAGAACCAGCAGGCUUUGAAAAAAAGCUUCCUGGAACUGACGGAACUGAAAUACCUCCUGAAGAAAACCCAGGACUUCUUUGAGACGGAAACCAAUUUAGCUGAUGAUUUCUUUACUGAGGACACUUCCGGCCUCCUGGAGCUGAAAGCAGUGCCUGCAUAUAUGACUGGAAAGUUGGGGUUCAUAGCCGGUGUGAUCAACAGGGAGAGGAUGGCUUCCUUUGAGCGGUUGCUGUGGCGAGUUUGCCGAGGAAACAUCUUCUUGAAGUUCAGUGAGAUGGACACCCCUCUGGAGGAUCCUGUCACGAAAGAAGAAAUUCAGAAGAACAUAUUCAUCAUAUUUUAUCAAGGAGAGCAGCUCAGGCAGAAAAUCAAGAAGAUCUGUGAAGGGUUUCGAGCCACAGUCUACCCUUGCCCGGAGCCUGCUGUGGAGCGCAGAGAGAUGUUGGAGAGUGUCAAUGUGAGGCUGGAAGAUUUAAUCACCGUCAUAACACAAACAGAGUCUCACCGCCAGCGCCUGCUGCAGGAAGCGGCCGCCAACUGGCACUCCUGGUUCAUCAAGGUGCAGAAGAUGAAGGCCGUCUACCACAUCCUCAACAUGUGCAACAUCGACGUCACCCAGCAGUGUGUCAUCGCCGAGAUCUGGUUCCCAGUGGCAGAUGCUGCACGUAUCAAGAGGGCGCUGGAGCAAGGCAUGGAACUAAGUGGCUCUUCCAUGGCCCCCAUCAUGACCACAGUGCAAUCUAAAACCGCCCCGCCCACAUUUAACAGGACCAAUAAAUUCACAGCUGGCUUCCAGAAUAUCGUCGAUGCAUAUGGCGUCGGCAGCUACCGGGAGAUAAACCCAGCCCCCUACACCAUUAUCACUUUCCCCUUCCUGUUCGCUGUGAUGUUUGGAGACUGUGGUCACGGAACUGUGAUGCUCCUGGCUGCGCUUUGGAUGGUUCUGAAUGAGAGACGCUUGCUCUCCCAGAAGACAGACAAUGAGAUUUGGAACACCUUCUUCCACGGGCGCUAUCUGAUUCUCCUGAUGGGCAUCUUCUCCAUCUACACGGGCCUGAUCUACAAUGACUGCUUCUCCAAGUCCCUGAACAUCUUCGGCUCUUCUUGGAGUGUCCAGCCCAUGUUCAGAAACGCCACCUGGAAUACUCAUGCAAUGGAGGAAAAUCCGUAUCUGCAGCUGGACCCAGCCAUACCAGGAGUGUAUUCUGGAAAUCCAUACCCAUUUGGAAUUGAUCCGAUUUGGAACUUGGCUUCAAACAAACUCACAUUUUUGAACUCCUAUAAAAUGAAGAUGUCAGUGGUCCUGGGAAUCGUCCAGAUGGUUUUCGGUGUCAUCCUCAGCCUUUUCAAUCACAUAUACUUCAGAAGAACUCUCAACAUCAUUCUGCAGUUUAUCCCUGAGAUGAUUUUUAUCCUGUGUCUGUUUGGAUACCUGGUUUUCAUGAUCAUUUUCAAAUGGUGCCGCUUUGACGUCCAUGUGUCUCAGCAUGCCCCCAGCAUCCUCAUCCACUUCAUCAACAUGUUUCUGUUUAACUACAGUGACUCUUCUAAUGCACCCCUCUACAAAUAUCAGCAAGAAGUCCAAAGUUUCUUUGUGGUUAUGGCUUUGAUCUCUGUGCCGUGGAUGCUUCUGAUUAAGCCGUUCAUUCUUAGAGCCAGUCUUCGGAAAUCCCAGCUGCAGGCGUCCAGGAUCCAAGAAGAUGGCACUGAGAACAUUGAAGGUGACAGCGUCAGCCCUUCCAGUGGUUCUGACCAGAGGACUUCUGCAGAUGCCCACGGGACUCAGGACAACGAUGAGGAGGAGGAGUUCAACUUUGGAGAUGUCUUUGUCCACCAGGCCAUCCACACCAUCGAGUACUGCUUGGGCUGCAUCUCAAACACAGCCUCCUACCUGCGGCUCUGGGCCCUCAGCCUGGCUCAUGCACAACUGUCCGAAGUGCUCUGGACCAUGGUGAUGAACAACGGCCUUCACGUGCGAGGCUGGGGAGGCAUCAUUGGGGUUUUUAUUAUUUUUGCCGUAUUUGCUGUCCUGACAGUAGCCAUCCUUCUGGUCAUGGAGGGCCUCUCUGCUUUUCUGCACGCCCUGCGACUGCACUGGGUCGAGUUCCAGAACAAGUUCUAUGUUGGGGAUGGUUACAAGUUCUCUCCAUUCUCCUUUAAACACAUCCUGGACGGCACAGCUGAGGAGUAGGCUGAGGCCACACCUCCCGCAGCGGUCUCUGUGCCAAUGAAAGAAGUUCAGUCUUGUCUUUGAUAUCAGCCCGUGCAUGGCAUUCAAUGGAAAGAUUGUUCUUGGCUCACCUGAAGCAUGAAGCUAUGUAUUAUUUGGAUAUCAGCCUGUGGAUUGGAUAUGACUUAAUCAUGUCAGAGAGGAAUGACUUUGGCAAGUUAUUUUGUCUUCGUGUGGGGUAUUAAUUCUCAAAUAAUAAAGUAAUUGAGAAAUGAGGGGAGAAUACUAAACGGAUGUGUUCUUGCAAUAUUUUAAAUAUUAUAUUUGAGAAAAUAAACAUCUGAGUCAUUCA